ACAUUGAUGCAUAAAGUGUAGAUUUUUCUAACAGAAUCAUUGGAGCAGUGAAAUUCUUAAUCUAAUCUUACUUCGGAAAAGGGCGUGCCAUAUGGCGAGACUUUAGGGGAUACAAAUUCUGUGACUGUUUCAUCAUUAACAAAUUCCUGGCAGCUGAUUAAGUCAGUAUUGACACAACUUUAGAUAUAUUUUUCUUGGAGAAGCCAUAAUUUACAAAGAUGUCUGAUACGGCCAAUAAAAGCAUGUUCUACUGUCGAAUGGGAACAGGAUUAGCGCUGACUACGUUAACUGUGUUAUUCCUCACCAUAGCUGACGUUGCCAUUGCAGUUGCAUACAAAGACAUCCUGGCAGACAAUGAUACAUCUUGUGCUUUGAAAGCGGCAUAUUCUUUGUUCGUUAUUGCGACCAUUGGGCAAUUUGCGAUGGCGGUGUUUGACACCAUCCUUGUGUGUACUACAGUACGGACCAACGUUUCCUGUCACUGUGUGUGUUAUCACAUGAAAGUCAUCACUCAUUUCAUUUCCUGUGCCAUGAUAUUUUUGGGGACCAUGAUAUACGGCAUAAAGAGUCCUGAUAAGGUCGCCUAUUCUUUCUGGCUGGCUCUAGUAGCAGGAUUUUUCGCCUUAGCCAACGCGCUCAUGUGGCUGUUGACCCAACAAACCAAGCGCUUCCUCAAAGAGGCCGGAGUCAACGUUACAAAUCUUGAGAAGGGCAAAAAACACGACGGAAGCAAUUUCACAUAGGCCACGGACGUGUGUGAUGAAAAAAUUCCUUUAAUUAACGUUCAAUUUAUGCAAGAACAAGAUAAAGCAAAUAUAUUGCAUUAUGUUUGGUUUAUAAAUACUAGGAAACGGGGUGUGUGGCGGCAAUGAAAUAAUUGAUAAAAGCUAUUUAAAUUCUCGUAGAUAUCUUCAGUUCAAGAAAAUAUAGCCCAUUAAAAAAAGUGGAACGCUUAAAACGACAUUUCAGAUUUUUUGUUAUGAGUAAGUAGUACUGAAACAAGGGGAUAAGUAGAAUAGUCAGACUGAACAAAUAAUCUUUAGAAAUAUAGAUAGAUUCAGAUAUGCCAUCGGAAUUCUAGAAACUUGCUAACAUCCUAAUGAGACAGUAUACUCGUAGCUACUAUAUAGACUAGAGGCAUAUAGGCCUUAAAGGUCACCUGAGUUCUGAGAUGUUUCAGUAUGAUUGACCAUUUAUGGCACCACCCACCUCCCCAUUGUAGGUCAGUCAGGGUUAACAUGCGAAUACCAACAAAAUAUCAUCCGAUAUUGAUAAAUCUAAGCACGUUAUACAUGUAUUUCCAAUUAGAAUUUAACAAAUCAUGCUUAAAAACAUAUUUGCUCUAUAUAAACUAUAGCAAAGUUUACCCCUCUCCCUGGGGGCAAACGUGUGACCCAAGGGUCAUGAAAUUUACAAUUGUGGUAAAACACUUUAAGACCCUUCCAUCUGUUGGGUGUAUUUGACUAUACCUUAUUUGAUUUUGGAGAGGACGAUUUUUUUUUGAUUUUUCAGGUAAUAUGACCCCCUUUUGCAUCGCACCUCAGUCCCCUGGUGUU
This is a messenger RNA of Pecten maximus, 1556 nucleotides long. RefSeq lists its product as uncharacterized. The transcript has 3 exons. The record is from RefSeq and is a predicted model, not a curated record. Lineage: Eukaryota; Metazoa; Mollusca; Bivalvia; Pectinida; Pectinidae. Bases 219 to 743 code for a protein of 174 amino acids.